AUGGUUAUGGAGAAUUCAGAACCUGCAUGUGUUGGGGAAUCUACUGCUUCGACCUUUCCUUGCCCAUAUCUUGUUUACUAUUCAAAAAUUGGUGAGAUUCCUCACAAGGAUUGUUUCGGGAAACGGUUUCAAACCCUCAAGUGUAUCACCCGACACAUACAAAGGAUCCACAUCAGACAAGACAGGUGUGAUAAUUGCCAUUUGCGCCUCGGCUAUGAUAUGGGCCGCCAUAAGGGAGGCAAAUAUUGUAAGGGGAAGGAUAGAGAACCGGAAGUGCCACAGAAAGCCAUCAACCUGCUCAAUGACCUUAAAUUGAGCUUAAGACUCAAAAGCUUUCAAGGCAUCAAAGAUGUCUUGUUCAUAGACGGGCAAGUAGUUUACGACUAUCACAAAGAGCCUCUCAGUUCGACUGAAGACGAAGAUCUUGAUGAAGACGCCAUAGAUGCAAGCUUGCCUGAGGCUGUAUGGGUCGACGGCAUUUGGGAGUAA
Morchella importuna is the source of this 489-nucleotide messenger RNA. RefSeq lists its product as uncharacterized. Bases 1 to 489 code for a protein of 162 amino acids. The record is from RefSeq and is a predicted model, not a curated record. The transcript has 3 exons. Lineage: Eukaryota; Fungi; Ascomycota; Pezizomycetes; Pezizales; Morchellaceae.